Messenger RNA from Anopheles coustani, 1152 nucleotides. Its product is annotated as phospholipid scramblase 1-like. Gene Ontology annotation, cellular component: plasma membrane. Gene Ontology annotation, molecular function: phospholipid scramblase activity. The transcript has 5 exons. Gene Ontology annotation, biological process: plasma membrane phospholipid scrambling. The record is from RefSeq and is a predicted model, not a curated record. Lineage: Eukaryota; Metazoa; Arthropoda; Insecta; Diptera; Culicidae. Bases 1 to 831 code for a protein of 276 amino acids.
AUGUCGACGAGCCCCAAAGAAGUAAGCCUCGAAGAAAACAAGCUCCCACCAGGAGGCAUUCACCAAGAUCCUUCGAUCGAAGGGGAUCCACUGGCGCAACCGACCUCUCCGGUUCCGCAAUCGGCGCCCGUGACGGACGGUAUGAGUUUGCCGAUCACUACGCAGCCGGGCACGCAAACGCAACUGGGCUUGGAAAACCUAUAUGGAGCUGGUAAGCUUGUUGUAAACCUUGAAACCAUCGAGAAGAGACGUUCCGACAUGGUCGUAAACAAAUAUAUGAUCAAGAGCUCACUCGGCGGUGUAGUUUACUGCGCGGAGGAAAAAUCCAGUUCAUGUGCUCGGUAUUGGUGCGGACCUGGUCGUCAACUCGAUAUCAGAGUACAGGACAUCUUCCAGAACGAAGUGCUGCUCAUCCAACGUGAUUCCGACUGCAGCAAUUGUUGCUGCACGUGUGACUUGCAUAAGGUUGAGGUAUUAUUAACGUCCGGUACGGUGAUCGGCACUAUCGAGCAGAGGAAGACUCUGUUUCAUCCCGAGUUUAACAUUAAGAACCAGCACGGUCAGACGGUACUGAUGGUCCGCCACACCACCCCAUUUGGCACCUGUAAGCUGACUGGGGAUGUCAUAUUUCAUAUCUUCGGAAUGGAUGGCACGGAGAUUGGUAAGUUAUCCAAAAAGUAUGACGCAUGCCAUAGCUUCAGCAUCACCUUCCCGAUGGAUCUGGAUGUCAUGGUGAAGGCUACUUUGCUGGGUGCAUUAUUUUGGCUACAUUAUAUGCUCUCCGAGGUGGAACAUGGCAAACCGAGACAAAUCCGGCCUCUCUGCAUGUAAGCUAGCAGACAAGUUCGUGCCAUACAACAUGGGGAGUUUCUACGCAUAUUGAUCAUUAUACUAGAUGACCAGAUCCGAAUAUAAAAUUGUAAUGUUCUCGUAAAAAGCGAGAGCCCGAUAUAGAAUUUAAGAACUCUUAUUCAUAUUUUGUUAAGCUUAAGAAAAAAUUUACCGUUUAGGAUAAGUCUUAUCAUGCGAAACGCACACACUGAAUAUCAACGAACUGAAUUUGUGCCAUAAUGUACUGACCGAUUUAAUCGUCAUGUAUUUCCAAUGUACUGUCAAUUUGAUGUGAUGUGUAGAAAUAUAUGCAUGGCAAAA